CCUCAUCAACAUCAACAUCAACAUCUACCCGCAAUAUCCCGGAGUUCUCUAUUCUCGGACCUAGAGUCUUCUACUCUCGCAGUCACCCUAUCACGCUCCGAAUUCAGGUGUUCGCUUGCUCGGCUCAUUACAAACUAUGGCCUCCCAAUCUGAUAAACAACCAUCCUCAUCCGAUCAAACCAACCCCAAUGCCUGGGAGCGGGUGGAGCGGAAAUUCACCAGCAAAACGGCAAGCGAAUACUUUGACCCAUGUCAAGAUUUCGCAGAUCGAAGCCUAAAGUGCAUGAAGCGCAAUGGUUUUGAUAAGGAGAUGUGCUCGGAUUAUUUCCAGGCUUAUCGAGAUUGUAAGAAGGAAUGGUUGACACAAAAGAAGCUUGGCUCGUCUGCAGCCAAACGCUGAUUUGAGGGCUUCUUGGGGCUCUCUAUACUGCACUGAUUGCAUUUGGAACUGCCACCAUCAUAAUCGCCCUGUUAUCACGCCUGUGUUUAUCAGCCUUUCAGUAUCGUCUGUGCCAGAACCAUGCUCUUACUUAUCUCUUGCUCCCAUUGGCGAGCUAUAUUUUUCGUUCAGAUCUAAGGCAUUAGCAUGGAUGCUACUUGUCAGCGGUCCGGGUUAUGCACCAGCAAGCCGCCUAUGUGUUCAGUGACUUGAUAAAAACUGUAUUUCCACCACUAGCUGCUGCUAUCGGGAAAGCGAUUACUGUUUCUGUCAUGGAAUACGUGCUAUCCUUCACUAUAUUCCAGCUCGUCUGUACAGUGAAGGAGGCCUCAUUUUGGCAUGGUCUUGCCUGGCGUUCUCAAUUCGUGACUUCAGUCAUUUGUCUAGUCUCUGUUCUCUGUAUAUUAUAUGUGUCACUAUUAUAAUGAUCCGGUUUCCAAAUCUUUUCAGC
This is a messenger RNA of Aspergillus welwitschiae, 890 nucleotides long. Its product is annotated as coiled-coil-helix-coiled-coil-helix domain-containing protein. The transcript is spliced from 4 exons. NCBI's taxonomy places the organism in Eukaryota, Fungi, Ascomycota, Eurotiomycetes, Eurotiales, Aspergillaceae. The record is from RefSeq and is a predicted model, not a curated record. Bases 137 to 400 code for a protein of 87 amino acids.